AUGGCUUCUCUUCCACCAGGAUUUGAAGUCAAAACAUUAAGCGGGUCUAGAUAUUACUUUAGAAAUGAGAAAGAAAAGAUAUGUUCAUGGGUACGGCCUGCUCCUCCGCCAGGUUAUGACGGUCCUUGGCCAUUAAUCUUUCGAUGCUCACAUAUCUUAAUUAAACAUACAGAAUCUAAUCACCCAGUUUCCAGAAACCCAAAUCGACUAGGUCGACCAAUCGAAAAAACUAAACAAGAAGCAUAUAAUAUUAUUAAAUCACUUUACGAAAAAAUUAUCAGUGGCGAGAAAACAUUUGAAGAAAUUGCAUAUAUUUGGUCCGAUGAUGGAUCAGCCGAGAACCGUGGUGACUUAAAUUGGGGUGCAAUUGAAGUAUACGAUACUAAUUUCACAAAAGUUGCCAUGUCACUAAAAUACAAUGAAAUCUCUCAACCUUUCUUGACACGUGCUGGCUGGCAUAUCUGUAAGAAAACUGAUGGAGCAAAUUCUUCAUACUUGUCUGGUGGAGGUCCACCAUUCGAAAUUGAGUUUUUUGGUGCUCCUCUUUUUAUGUUUUCCGAACCGAUUCGUAGUUAUAUUAAAAAAAUCAAAAAUCAAGAAAUUUAUGAAUAUUAUCUUAAAACAGAAACAGAACCAUUUAACUUUGAUCCAUGGGAAAAGCUAAUUGAGAGAUUAUACACCAUUUUAAACGACAUUAAGCAGCUCGAUUCCUCACAAAACUUGACAUUUUUAACAAAUGUCAUUUUCCGGUUUAUUGACGGCCAUUUAUACUUCCAUCCUACAUCAUCAGAUGCUAUCGACUUCUGUUUUGACUACAUCGAGAAGAUUGACAAUACAAGAUUUGAAUAUUAUCUCAAUAAAGUCUUAGUUUACACAACAAACCCUAAGCAUUGGAAGAAACACAAAGACCGAACACUUUGCUUACGUCGUGUUGGCUUUACAAUCGAUUUUGCAAGCGAAUGGCUUAAUUACAUCAAAAGUUUAACAGAUCCAGUAGAUAUCUGCACGUAUUUACUUAAAGCGUUAAGUACAGGCAUCGAAUAUUCAUACGAUCUGCUCAAACUUGCCCAUGAACAGUCAGAUUUAUCAAAUCCAGAAUCUGCCCUUUCAAAAGUAUCAGCAAUCUCUCCAGAUUUACAUAUGAUCACUCGUAUCCAAGAGCGUGUGCAUCAAAUCGACAUCUGCAAUGUUGUCAGGAUCUUUUUCGACAACGAUUUCCACAAAAAAGGAGAUUCAUACUUAGACCAAGUCAUUGUUGCUCUUACAGAGAAAUCCCAUCCACCAGGUGUCGAAAACACACUCCGCCAGUUCAAAGAGAAGCUCCCCGGCUACAAAGAAGACAAAUUAUUACAAUUGACACAAGAAUUCAAAGAAAACAAAGACCAAUGCAAAGAAAGAUUCGCCUGUGAAGAGAAAUGCCGAAGAAACCGUCGUGGCCCCGACAAUUUCAAUUUCAAAAAUCCGGAAAUGGUCAAAUCCGAAAACGAGCGAUUCCGUGCAUGGAUGGACUACAUCAACACAGAGCGCACGAUAAUGAAACAAAUCAUCCAAGACGAUAACAAAUUCUACAAUGAUUUGAUCGAUUUUUCAUAUCGUCGCGCAUUGAAUGAAUGUUGGUGGGUAAAAAGUGUCUGGAUGCAAUACUGGGAAUUCCUUAAACAAACAGGCAGAGAGCAAGAUUCCCAGAACAUCCUAGAACUGUCACAGAAAACGUUCAUGUUCGAUGCCGCUUUUGAACUUGAACGUGCUGAUUUACUUGUAAAAUCAGGAAAUUUCGAAGCCGCAAGAAAAAUUUAUUCCGAACUAAUGAAACGGGAAGAGCCAGUUCUUUCUGCGGCAAUGACAUUAGAUUUCAGAUGUGUGAUGCUUAUGUCAGGAGAAAACGAAGCUUUGCAGACAGUUUCUGACAGAUUGGAUUUGAUUUCUCCAAAUUUCAUUAUCAAUGCCGCAAAAAUGUGUUCUAAUCCUGAUAUCGCGUGGUCACUUUAUCAGCAUGGUUUAGAUACAUUCCAUUCAACGGAACUCACAUUGGCAGCUGCUGAUUUCAUGGCCGGACAAAGAGAUAUAAGAAACACAAGGUUAUUGUUGCAACAAUCAAAAGGAGAUGAAAGCGAAGAAAGUAUAUUAAAGAUAUCUAAAAAACUUUUCGAAUUCGAACUCGAACACGUUGCUCCUCCUGACCAUUUGAAUGAGAUCCAGAAAACAAUUAAGAUGCUUUAUCCUUUCAUUCCUUACAUGCAUCGAUACCGUUUCAGAGAUUUGUAUCCUUUGGAUCCCGAUGAAUUAAUAAUGACAGCGUAUUGCACACAUGAGUUUUCUGUUGAUUUCCCUAAAGUUUCCAAAGAAUACGUCACAUUGUUGCCUCCGUACGGCCACUCUAAAGAAGAAAUGAAGCGUAAAGUUGAAUAUUCUGAAUUUUACAAUGAUGCUGUUAAUGAUUUCCAGAAUCAGACAUCACAGCAAGCACAUCAGCAACAGCAGCAAUUGCAGCAACAAGGACAGCCUGCAACUCCUUCUUACCAACCUGCAGCAAUCGCAGCAUUCACACAGGAACUAACACAGGAUUCGGCUGGUUAUCCUCCUCAGGUUAUUAAUAUUGAUGAAUUGAUUGAAAAGAUUAAGAAUUUGACAUUUGUUUAA
Molecule: messenger RNA, 2640 nt
Organism: Trichomonas vaginalis G3
Lineage: Eukaryota; Parabasalia; Trichomonadida; Trichomonadidae
Product: positive regulation of chromatin silencing at rDNA
Exons: 1
Coding region: 1-2640 (879 amino acids)
Biological process (GO): RNA processing
Cellular component (GO): cytosol; nucleus
Molecular function (GO): protein binding; peptidyl-prolyl cis-trans isomerase activity
Source: RefSeq, a predicted model, not a curated record